Messenger RNA from Talaromyces atroroseus, 2100 nucleotides. RefSeq lists its product as hypothetical. Gene Ontology annotation, biological process: pentose-phosphate shunt. The transcript is spliced from 3 exons. Gene Ontology annotation, cellular component: cytosol. Bases 1 to 2100 code for a protein of 699 amino acids. Gene Ontology annotation, molecular function: transketolase activity. The record is from RefSeq and is a predicted model, not a curated record. NCBI's taxonomy places the organism in Eukaryota, Fungi, Ascomycota, Eurotiomycetes, Eurotiales, Trichocomaceae.
AUGUCUCAGCUCUCCCAGGAUCCCUCGCAGACCAAAGAGAUCUCGCCAGACCAGUUGACAGAAGAUAGCGCGGCUGUACUCGCACUGCGCAAUUUCAUCUUUGACAUUUGCAAUCAGAAUGGUGGAGGACACGGAGGCUCGGCCAUCGGCAUGGCUGCUAUCGGCGUUGCUCUCUGGAAAUAUGUGAUGCGCUAUAACCCAUCCAAUCCAGAGUGGUUUGAUCGAGACAGAUUCGUUCUCUCAAAUGGCCACACGGCAAUGUUUCUGUAUGCGUUGAAUCAUCUCACAGGGUUCGAUAAGUGGACAAUGGAAGAGAUCAAAGGAUAUGGAAGCGCCAAACUCAAUGGAUAUAAAACCAUCUGCCACGCCCAUCCGGAGAUUGAAGAUGCCGGUGUUGAAGUAACCACUGGUCCCCUGGGACAAGGAAUCGCCAAUGCCGUUGGACUGGCGAUUGCGUCGAAGAAUCUGGCCGCUCGAUUCAAUCGCCCGAGCUACGAUAUUGUCAAAUCGCGAGUCUACUGCAUGACUGGAGACGGUUGUCUGAUGGAAGGCGUGGCGCUCGAGUCAAUAUCACUGGCCGGAAGCCUAGGGCUAGACAACUUGGUGCUCAUCUAUGACAACAACCAGGUUACGUGUGACGGCCCUCUUGACUGGAUCAACAAAGAGGAUAUCAAUGCCAAAAUGAGAGCGUCUGGAUGGCAUGUAUUAGAUAUCCCCGAUGGUUCCUAUGAUGUCCAGUCGAUUGUGUCGGCCCUCGAGUCCGCCCAAUCUUUGAAAGGCAAACCCACGUUCAUCAACAUUCGAACAGUCAUUGGGCUGGGAACGCAGGUUGCCGGCACCUACAAGGCACACCAUGGCGUUUUUGAUACAUCCAGUAUAGAGGCAUCCAAGCGCCUGGCAGGACAAGACCCAGCAAUCACGCACGUCGUUCCUCCCGCUCAGCUAGACUACUUCCGAGAGCGCAAAGCACACGGCGAGGACCUUCAGAAGCAAUGGGACUCUCUCGUGAGCACUUAUACUGCAGUGUAUCCUUCUCUGGGGGAAGAAUUGAAGAAUAGACGGAGCGGAGACCAUGGGACUGCGUGGCUCAACAUUCUCAAUGAGCUGGACAUCGCUGUAUUCAGUGGAAAAGCCACCCGAGAAGUCAAUGGUGUGCUCAUAGAGAAGAUGUGGAAAGCAAAUCCAGCGCUAUGUGGCGGUGGUGCUGACCUUGUCAAUUCCAACAAAUUCCCUUAUCUGGAGUCCGAUGUUUUCCAUCCUUCAGUCGGCUUUGGAGGCCGGUAUAUUCGGUAUGGGAUCCGUGAACACGCCAUGGCCGCGAUCUCGAAUGGCCUGGCAGCAUACAAUCCAGGGACCUUUCUUCCGUUAACCGCCACAUUUUUCAUGUUUUAUCUCUACGCCGCUCCAGGCGUCAGAAUGGGUGCCCUCAGUCAUUUGCCUGUGAUCCACUGCGCCACUCACGAUUCCUUCGCUGAGGGUCAAAAUGGGCCUACUCAUCAGCCAGUCGAGCUUGAUUCGCUAUAUCGAGCCAUGCCGAACCUGAAUUACAUCCGACCUGCUGAUGCGGAAGAGACUAUCGGCGCCUGGAUCAUCGCUCUAGGGAACGUCACCAAGCCCACAAUGCUCUCGCUGGGCCGUGAUCCGACCGGAUACGUUCCUGGUACUGACCGGCACAAAGUACAAAAGGGAGCCUAUGUGAUUGUCGAAGCAGACGGCGCAAAACUUACGCUGGUCAGCUGUGGAACCAAUCUGCACUAUGCUGUUGCUGCUGCAAAGUUGCUUGCAGAAUCAGGAGUUCCAACACGUGUAGUCAGUGCCCCAAGUUUCGACCACUUCGACCAACAAGAUGGCAACUACAAGGCUGCUGUUUUCCCUUUGGAUGGGACGCCGAUUGUCAGUGUAGAGGAAUACGUAGCUACAACGUGGGCUCGGUACACUACUGCCAGCAUUGGGAUGACUGGAUACGGAUAUUCCGCAUCAAAUGCUAGCAAUUAUGAUAGAUUUGGGCUGGAUGCACAUGGCAUUGAAAAGCGUGUGAAACAGUAUCUGCAUGACUUGAACGGCAGCAACGCACGUAUGGCUGGAUGGCGACAGUUGUGA